Molecule: messenger RNA, 5690 nt
Organism: Anguilla rostrata (American eel)
Lineage: Eukaryota; Metazoa; Chordata; Actinopteri; Anguilliformes; Anguillidae
Product: period circadian protein homolog 1-like
Exons: 18
Biological process (GO): entrainment of circadian clock by photoperiod; circadian regulation of gene expression; negative regulation of transcription by RNA polymerase II
Cellular component (GO): nucleus; cytoplasm
Molecular function (GO): transcription corepressor binding; transcription cis-regulatory region binding
Source: RefSeq, a predicted model, not a curated record
CGCAGAGCCCGUCCCCCCCCAGCAGCUCGGUGGCGUACAGCCUGCUGAGCGCCAGCUCGGAGCAGGACCACCCGUCCACCAGCGGGUGCAGCAGCGAGCAGUCGGCCCGGCUGCAGACGCAGAAGGAGCUGAGCCGUGCCCUGAAGGAGCUGAAGAUCCGCGUGCCCCUGGAGCGCUGGGGCAAGGGCUGCUCCAGCACGCUGGCCGCCCUCAAAUACGCGCUCAACUGCGUCAAGCAAGUGCGAGCAAACCAGGAGUACUAUCACCAGUGGAAUGUGGAGGACAGCCACGGAUGCAGUCUGGACCUCUCCACCUUCACCUUCGAGGAACUGGACAACAUCACCUCAGAGUACACCCUCAAAAACACUGACACCUUCUCCAUGGCGGUGUCCUUCCUGUCGGGGAAGGUGGUGUACAUCUCGCCGCACGGCUCCUCCCUGCUGCGCGGCAAGCUGGAGCUCCUCCAGGGGGCGCUGUUCUCCGAGCUGCUGGCCCCGCAGGACGUCAGCACCUUCUACAGCGGAACCGCGCCCUGUCGGCUGCCCCACUGGCCCACCUGCAUGGGCUCAGCUGCGUCCCCCAUGGACUGCGCCGAGGAGAAGUCCAUGUUCUGCCGGAUCAGCGGGGGGGGGCGGGAGUUCGAGGGGGGGGCGCGCUACUACCCGUUCCGCCUGACGCCCUACCAGCUGACGCUGCGCGACUCGGACGCCUGCGACCCCCAGCCUUGCUGCCUGCUCAUCGCCGAGAGGGUGCACUCCGGAUACGAGGCUCCCCGUAUUCCCCCUGAUAAGAGGGUCUUCACCACCAGCCACACUCCGAGCUGUCUGUUCCAGGAGGUGGACGAGAGGGCGGUGCCGUUGUUGGGGUACCUUCCCCAGGAUCUUGUGGGGGCGCCUGUGCUGUUGUACCUGCACCCCGACGACAGGCCUGUCAUGGUGGCCAUCCACAAGAAGAUCCUCCAGUUCGCCGGGCAGCCCUUCGACCACUCCCCCUUGCGCCUGUGCGCGCGGAGCGGGGAGUACCUCACCAUCGACACCAGCUGGUCCUCCUUCGUCAACCCCUGGAGCCGCAAGGUGGCCUUCAUCGUGGGCCGGCACAAAGUGCGAACGAGCCCGCUGAACGAGGACGUGUUCACCCCCCCCCGGGGGGGGGAGGAGGGCCGGGCCGUGGUGCCGGAGGUCCAGCAGCUGAGCGAGCAGAUCCACCGGCUCCUGCUGCAGCCCAGCCACUGCGCCACCGGGGGCGCUCACGAGUACCCCGGCAACGGCUCGUCCAGCGACAGCGCCGUGGCCGUCGAGGACCCCGCCCGCCCGCACAGACCCAUGACCUUCCAGCAGAUGUGUAAGGACGUGCACGUGGUGAAGUCCAACGGGCAGCAGGUCUUCAUCGACUCCCGCAGCCGGCCCCCCCAUCGUAAACACCCCAGCGCUGGAGCAGAGGGAACCCUGAAAGUCGCAGACACGUCCAAACCAACGGGGGACGUGACCAAACAGGCGCCGGCUCUCCAAAACACUGUCACCCCCCCUGCGCCGCCCGUUAGGAAGGACAGCACCACCCCCUACUCGUACCAACAGAUCAACUGCCUGGACAGCAUCAUACGUUACCUGGAGAGCUGCAACGUACCCAACACGGUUAAGAGGAAGUGUGCGUCCUCCUCAGGGGCGGCGUCCUCCACUUCUGAUGAUGACAAGCAGAAGGAGUCAGGAACCCCAAAAGGUAAUUAAGUGCGCAGAGCCCUGGUGCGACCCGCCCUGCCCCCCCUGGCUCUGCACCCGAAGGCAGAGAGCGUGAUGUCCGUCACGUCCCAGUGCAGCUUCAGCAGCACCAUCGUACACGUCGGAGACAAGAAGCCCCCCGAGUCAGACAUCGUGAUGGAGGACGCCCCGCCCACCCCCACCCCCACGCCCGCCCUCCCCUCCACCCUCGCCCCGCCCACGGCGGCCCCUCCCCCUUCGGCAUCCCCGGCCCCCGCGGCCCCCGCGGCCCCGGAGCGGGACGGGAGGAGGGGGUGCGCGGGGUGCGUGGGGCUGACGAAGGAGGUGCUGCUGGCUCACACGCAGCAGGAGGAGGUGGCCUUCCUGGGCCGCUUCCAGGACCUGAGCCGCCUCCGCGUGCUGGACCCCGCCCCCGGCCCCGCCCCCUACGCCGGCAACGCCGCGCAGCGCGGCCACACCGCCACGGCCUUCAUCAGAGGAGUGCGGAGCUCCCGGGACUACCCCACCGUGGGCAGUAGUGGGCGCCGAAGAGGCAGAGGAGGCAAGAGACUGAAGCACCAGGAGACCUCCGAUCAGGGCAGCUCCUUGGGGGCUGGGGCCGCGUUUCUGGGACCCCUGGGGGGUACGGCAGGCAGGGCGGAGGGACCUCUGGCCGCCUCUGUCCCACCACACCCCCAGAUGUCCAUGGGACCACAGACUUCCUCCUCCUCUUGGCCCAACUCCGUGGGGUCCCAGGCCAGCCUCCCCUCUGUCCCGUACCACCCCGGCGUCCUGCCCCUCUACCCCCUCUACCCCCCUCUGGCCCCGCCCAUGCCCCAUCCCGCUGCGGACGUCCCGAAUCCAGACCCCUCCCUGCGCUACCCGCUGCCCCCCGCCCACCUGGCUCCGCCCCUGGGGCCCCCCAUGGUGGCGUUCGUCCUGCCGAAUUACAUUUUCCCCCAACCCAGCCCUCCGGUCCCGCAACCCAACCCUCCGAUUCCUCAACCCAACCUUCAGAUUCCGCAACCCAACCCCCAGAUUCCCCAACCCAGCUUCCCCGUUUCUUCUGUCCCGCAGAAUUUUUACAACCCCGACCACAUGUUCCCCUUCCCCCGUCCCGCGGCGGUGGCCCCCGCCCCUCUGCUGCCCCCCGGCGCGCCCAGCGCGACCCCUCGCGCCCCGUCCCGCUCCAGCACCCCCCAGUCCUGCGGCCAGGCGCCCCCGGAGAGGGACGGGACGGCGUCUCCCCUCUUCCAGUCCCGAUGCUCCUCCCCCCUCAACCUGCUGCAGCUGGAGGAGUCGCCUAGCAACCGGCUGGAGGUUGCGUCAGCCCUGGUUGCCACCCAACAGGCUGCGCCUCCUCUGAACGGGGCCGCGCAGGAUUGGACGGCUGAACGGGGAGGCGUCGCCGGAGGGAAGGCCUCGGCGAACCGGAGCGACGCAGUCGGCGACGGGAAAGAAAACGAGCCUACGGAAGCCAAUGAGUCGUCCAACCAGGACGCCAUGUCCACCUCCAGCGACCUUCUGGACCUGCUGCUCCAGGAGGACUCCCGCUCAGGCACCGGCUCGGCCGCCUCAGCCUCGGGGUCCUCGGGGUCCGGCUCCAAUGGCUGCAGCAUGACGGAGAGCGGCACCAGGAGCAGCCAGAGCAGCCACACCAGCAAGUACUUCGGCAGCAUCGACUCCUCCGAGAACGAUCACUCCCGGAAGCAGGCAGCAGGGGGCGCCGGCGAGGAGCAGUUCAUCAAGUGCGUGCUGCAGGACCCCAUCUGGCUGCUGAUGGCCAACGCCGACGAGAAAGUGAUGAUGACCUACCAGCUGCCCGUCAGGGACCGGGAGCAGGUGCUGUGGGAGGACCGCAGGGCUCUCCGGUCCAUGCAGAAGCAGCAGCCGCGCUUCACUGAGCAGCAGAAGAGGGAGCUGAGCCAGGUGCACCCCUGGAUCCGCACGGGACGCCUGCCCCAGGCCAUCGACAUACAGGUGUGCGUGGGGUGCGGGUCUGCGCCCAGCGUUCCGGAGGCCACACCUUUCGACGUGCAGAUCCACGACAUGGAGCUGGGCGGAGCUAUAGAGCCGCCCCUUCCGGAGAGCGCGCGGGGGAAGGCCCUCGACGGCUCCGCCCCCGCCCCCGCCUCGGCCCCCGCCCCGCCCGAAUCCGCCAUGGAAGAGGAGGAGGAGGGAGGCGGAGCCCCGCCCGAAACCAGCGACCAGGAAAUGAGGGCAGAGGAACAGGAAGUGACCUCACGGUCGAAUCUGGCGACUGGAUUGGCCGUCUGACGCGGGACCCGGUGAUGCGUGACGCUAAUAAUCCCUCGCGUGGCGCACCAGUGCGCGAGGUCGGGGGGCGGAGUUCAGUUUAAAUUUGGCGACGGGGGGGGUCACCCCCCUACAGGUCCCGUCAGCCGCCGCUCCAGUCAGGGCGUGGCCAGCGGGAGCCGGUCCUGGUUUUCUGGGCCGCCGGUCGGACCGCGGUCGAGCGUACGGCAGCUCGUUAGCGCGCGGCUCGCUGCGUUACGUGCGCUUUGCCCGGUCAGUGCCUCAGGGCCAGGGUCAGUGUGUCAGUUACCGUCGGUUUGCACUGUCAGUGUGUCGGUGCCCGUCUGUGAGCUUCGAGAGGAAAAUCUCCUUGGAGAUGCCUUUCGGGGUACAGUUGUUUUUUUUUUUAGGGGAGGAAAAGAACUGUAGUGUAAAUAACUGAGUAAAAAUAUUAACACGUCCGUAACUGGCAGAAAAUAAAGCCAAGGUGAAGGCGAGAGAAUGUGACUUCUGAUUGGCUGAAGAUACAGGAAGUAGGGAGGACGGGGGAGGAGUUUGUGGUCACAAGCCACCUGAUUGUGGCGGUGCGUUCCUGCCUGGCCUUAAUACUGUCAGGCUCAUGCAAAGCACCUUCAUUUCCAGACCACAGCGAUGAGAUGACCGCUGUUCUCAGCCGUACUGGAAGCAGACGCGUAGUAAAGUGUGAAGCAGACGCGUAGUGAAGUGUGAAGCAGACGCGUAGUAAAGUGUGAAGCAGACGCGUAGUAAAGUGUGAAUGUGCUUUACUGAGCUGAAAGAGGUCGUUUUGAGUGACGGCUCAGUUUGGUUGUGCAGCGGCACGAUGGCAUAUUCCUGUCAGAACGCGUCGUCUGAAAGACUGUAUAAAUCUGCUUUGCUUUUGUGAUAUUUUUGUUUAUUUAAUGCAAAGUAUAAAUAACGUGACAGAAACGUCAGGCCUUCAUGCUGAUUUGUACAUUUGAAUGUUUCUGAAGAUUUUGCUUUGUUUUUCGGUGUUCAUCCACAAAGACAGAAGCUUGUUUAUUUUUUUUAACACAGUGUGUUUAUUUUUGUACUUCAUUGUAAAUGAUGUAUUUCUAACUAUUUGUGCAAGUGUAUAUGUGUGUAUUAAAUAUCAAAUAUCCAAGCAUGGAUUGUGACUGAUGUCAGUUUGAGUUUGAAUUCCCUCUUGCAUUCACGGAAUGGAAAUUGUGUCCCCAUGGUAACGGAACCUUUGGCUCUGUUAGUGCUAUGGGGUGCAUGCAGCUGUUUGUGUAUGGGGUGCAUCCGCAGUGGCUUCGACCGAAACGGUGUUUUCCAGGCAUCGGACUGCUUGGGUCCACAUUUUCGAUGCGGUUGUUGGACACGGUUGCGCUGCCAUUGGCUGAACGACCAGGAACUGAAUGACCUUGUCAGAAGUCUGUCGCCGCUAUUGGUCGAGAGCAGCGCUGUCGAGCACUGUCAGUGGUGAGGGACAAACCUUUUGACUUCAGUCUUACGUCGGAAUGCUCAGCGCUUGGGAAUUCUUAUUGGUGGGCUUGUUUCCAUGGGACCCAGGACAAGGUUCAGCAUCAUGUGGACAAUAUAUGGACAAGUGGAAUGAGUCAAUCUCUCUCUCGCUCUCUCUUUCUGUACAAAUCACUUUGUUUUGGUUAUGUGCUAUUGCAUCACUGGUCUUCAGUGUGUUGGUAUUAUAUUUGUGAAAAUACUUUUUGUUAAUAAAAUAAUGAAAUGGUGAUUAAA